Molecule: messenger RNA, 2663 nt
Organism: Megalobrama amblycephala (Wuchang bream)
Lineage: Eukaryota; Metazoa; Chordata; Actinopteri; Cypriniformes; Xenocyprididae
Exons: 3
Coding region: 972-2486 (504 amino acids)
Molecular function (GO): GTP binding
Source: RefSeq, a predicted model, not a curated record
UAAGUAAAUUAUUCCCAUUCAUUUCUGAGGGGAAAAUGGCAAGGUCUAGUGCAAGACAUAUAGGUUUUUCUACAGAAGCACUGAAAGAUAAUAUCUUGGCUUAGAGCUUGAGAUUUACAGAUGCUUGACACUGAGAUUUUAAAUCACUCCAGUUCAUUUAAACAAAUAAAAGCGAAUUUUAAAGUUAAACACUACAGGGUUUGCUUUGGAUUGCAGUGUAAGCUAACACACCAACCCAAACACUAAAAAUUUAUGAACAAUGAUGUUGUAAUAACAGCAAAGAAGACAUCUGACCUUGACUGUCUGGAUUAUGUAAAGAUAAGGUGUUGAAGAAAAAGUUUUGCAUUGACUGAGCCAUCCUGAACAAACAUGGCAGGACAAUCUGGUCUCAAGAUGAUGGCCAAAACAACCAGAGAUGAGGACGGUGUCACUUUCAUGCAUAAAAAUGGGUCUAUCUGAAGAAUAUAUUGCUCAAAGAACUUAAGACAUUACGUAUGAGAAACUGGAGUCAUUAUUCUUUAAAGAUGAUUUGCAGCAGCUUUCAUAGACUGUUAAUAUGACGUAAAUGUUUGCAAGGCCUCACCAUGGAGAAAGCAGAUGUUAUUGCCUCAUGCUAAAUGUAUAAUGUACUGUUGAGAUUAUGUGCAGAGGGAUUUGAAAUAACUGGUAAACAACAUACUUAAAUGUGACGAACAUUGAUGGACAAAUAUAGUGGGUAGACCAAUGAAAAAUGUUGGCAGAAGCGUUCUGUUAAGUAAAGCCCUAGAGAUCUUCACACAAAAACGCUAAACUUGUAGCCAGUUGAACAGUGUAGACUAACUUAAAAAUGUUUUUCCCAUUCCAAAAAACCUGUCAUACUGGUUUAGUAUCUCAUCGAACCCUUCCUUGUUGAGCAUAGUUGUUUUAGCAAAGCAAAAGACCGGACCUAACUACACUUGGUGUUUCUAAAUGUACUGACCGCAAGUUGCAUAAUGAAAUUAACCAAGACAAAACCAAACUGGCUCCUUACACUGAUUCUGACAUUUCACAUCAUAUCUGCACAAAUAGAAGCUUCUCAUGGUGAUGAUGACGUGAGAAUCCUGAUUGUGGGAAUCCGAGGUGACUCCAGAUUCAGCGCUGCAGAUAUUCUGUCAGGAAGGACAGACGGUGGACAGGAGGACAGAGAGAUUGUAAAGACUCCAGUAAUUACAGACGAGGGUCGUAGAAUGAUGCUGGUCACUGGACCAAACCUCUGUGAGGAGGACACAGCGAGACAGAGCUUCACAACAGCGCUGUUCCUCUCGUCUCCUGGACCUCACGUCGUUUUAAUGGUCCUGAAUCUGGAAGAUGAAGAAUCAGAACAGUGUGAUGUUGUGAAACGAGCCCAGGAGCUGCUGGGAGCAGAAGUUCUGCAGUACUGCAUUGUUCUUCUGCACCAGGAACGUUUCACAGGAGCGUCCAGAGGGAUCGCUGGAGAAAUGAUCGACGCAUGUGGAGGCAGAUUUCACAUGAUAAGAGACUCUGAACCUGAUCAAACAGCAGCUCUCGUAGCGGAAAUAGACAAGCUAGUUUGGCUCAAUGGAGACGGAUUUUACUCAGUAUUGAGACAAGAGUUAAAAACAGAAGAGAUGAGUGAAGAUGUGCAUGAAGAGAUUCAACUCUUGUCUGUAAUAUAUGAUGCUUUAGGAGGAGCAGCUGGAAUUAUAGCAUGGAUUUUCCUCGUUUCACUUACCGUACUUGGUGUUUACAUUGAAGGAGGGAACAAAAUCUUGAUUUUCAGGGCAGCAUUUACUUUACCUACAUUGUUUAUGAUCUAUCUAAGACAUUUUCUGAGUCCAGAUGUUGCUGUACCGCUAAAUUUGGCCCUGAUGACAUCACUAGCAGCUGUAUUUACAAUAGAGCCCAUACUAAUCAAUAAAUUUAACACAAGUCGAGACACAUCAAACUCAUCAAAAUAUAUUGGUGCAGCAGCAAUACUAAGUUUCCCAUUUCUUCAGGGUUCAGCUCUAGUUUUGGGAACACUUAUCAGCAUCAGGUCGUGGUCAGAUGUGCUCAUAGCGUGUCACACGGCUCCUGGAGUCACAGUCGGGGCUUAUGCAUUCAUAUUUCAACAUGAAAAGAUUAGUGAUGAAUCUCUAGUCUUUGUGCUUGGGUCAUUUCUGUUUUGCGCCGUUGGGGCGACACUCUCAAUGGGGUUUGUGACUGUGUUUGCUUUGCUUGGUAUGAAUAUGACAAUAAUGCUGCUAAUAUCAGGACUUACAAUGGCAUAUUGGCAUUUAAAGAGUGAAACUCUACAUAAUGUGAUCGGUUUAUCUGUUCUUACACUGUUUUUUUCAUGUGGUUGUGUUCUCAUUGGUUCAGUCUUUCUUAUUUUAGGGCUGAUGAUGAGUUUUCUUAAAGUACUUAUAGAAAGCUUGGUCAGUUCUUAUUUGUUUUAUGUUGCAUUACUGUUAAUAGUAAUGUGGAGAAGGCAGACUGCAUCAGUUCAAGUCACAAACAGACACUAAAUCAAUCAUAAUCAGAACUUUCUAAAAUCCUACUGUAGCACUAGCAGUAAUAUGAGACAGAGAUGGUAAUACUGUGGUUUACCUGGGUACUGAUUGACCCUUCUCAAAGACCCGUCCCCCUUAGUUAUUGUUGCUUUGUCCGACAAGUCAUGGCGCUGUCAUGCCACACAGAGUGAA